Messenger RNA from Folsomia candida, 766 nucleotides. It is a transcript of the gene MED11, whose product is annotated as mediator of RNA polymerase II transcription subunit 11. Gene Ontology annotation, cellular component: mediator complex. Gene Ontology annotation, molecular function: transcription coregulator activity. The transcript has 3 exons. The record is from RefSeq and is a predicted model, not a curated record. Gene Ontology annotation, biological process: regulation of transcription by RNA polymerase II. Bases 139 to 636 code for a protein of 165 amino acids. NCBI's taxonomy places the organism in Eukaryota, Metazoa, Arthropoda, Collembola, Entomobryomorpha, Isotomidae.
CGCCGGCAAAACUUGUUCAAUGUUUUGACUUUUAGUGGGCAACUUGAUCAGAACCAGAAGUAGAAGAAGAAGCGUAAAGUUUGCAAUUAUUUGUAAUUUAUAAAUUUGCCAUUUUUACGAUAAGUAGUUAUCAUCAUCAUGGCGAUGGAAAGACUUGCCGGCCUGGAGAAAGUGGAAAACGAUAUUCUAAGCUGUCUUCAAAGUGCAGGACAAGUCUUGACGGAAAUGAGUAAAGAUAAGCCCUCCCAGAAGCAAGUGGACAUACACACGAACGUAUUUAUCAAAACGUUAAACACCGUGGAAUUAGAUUUGGGUAAGCAUAUCAACUAUUUGACGCAAGUUUCGACCGGUCAGGCGCACGAAGGGUCGAGUUACGCGGCGCAGAAGACUUUACAAAUGGCCUGGCAUAGAAGUGAACAUAUGAGAUCGAAGGUCAUCGAGUUGGAGAGGGGGAGGAAUCACAUGUUCGUUGCGGCUGGAUUGGCUGCGAGGCAAAGAAUGGCAGCAGCAGCGGCCGCCGCCGCAGCUGCGGCAGGUCAACAAGGUCAAGGUCACCCUCAGCAGAACCCAAAUGUGACCGGGCCAACGAUGCCGACUUCUUCGCAAGGAAUUAAUAGCCAUUCAGCGCCACAUUAAUCAAGGAUAAACGUUUUUUAUAUAUAAAGUAAUUCUUUUAUAAACGUUUUUAUCAAGUAAUUUUACAAAAUAUGUAUUUAAUUAAUUUUAAUUAUUCUGUAUACAAAAAUUAAAUCGAGUUUCUUCAGGA